AUGGCUUCUUGCCCCGCAACACUGAAUGGACUGCCCUCAGAGCUGAAGACAUAUAUUGUGGAGUACCUCCACGAACCAGGCCCCCUCUCCAACGGAUCUAGGCUCUGCGAAGAUUACUUUGAUCCCGAUUUCAGAUCAGAUCGACGGCCCCGAUGGAACAAGCUCAGUAUCGCCUCGCGGCAGGACAUUCUCAAUAUCCGACAAGUAUCGCCCGAUUUUCGCGCCGCUAGCUGGAAGUCCUUUGGGAGGCUGAUUAGCGACCUUCAUUUCCGAGUAGUGCCAGCUGAUAUAGCUGAUCUGGGCAAGAUUUCCGAGAUCCCGCAACUCACGCCUUGGAUUAAGGCUUUGACAUUUGGGACCGGCGGGUUUGAAGACUCUAGACUGUGCCAGGACAUUCCUACAUCAGAAGCGGGUUCCCUAAUUCCCGGCAAGAAGUUUAUUCAGUCGAUGAGCGCCUACCUCCAGGACGAGAAUCUACGGUCUGAGCUGGAGAAGAUUGUCUCUUAA
Messenger RNA from Mytilinidion resinicola, 507 nucleotides. RefSeq lists its product as uncharacterized. NCBI's taxonomy places the organism in Eukaryota, Fungi, Ascomycota, Dothideomycetes, Mytilinidiales, Mytilinidiaceae. The record is from RefSeq and is a predicted model, not a curated record. The transcript has a single exon. The coding region runs from base 1 to 507 and encodes 168 amino acids.